This is a messenger RNA of Melitaea cinxia (Glanville fritillary), 2004 nucleotides long. RefSeq names its product cytochrome P450 9e2-like (gene CYP354A1). The transcript is spliced from 10 exons. The record is from RefSeq and is a predicted model, not a curated record. The coding region runs from base 193 to 1740 and encodes 515 amino acids. NCBI's taxonomy places the organism in Eukaryota, Metazoa, Arthropoda, Insecta, Lepidoptera, Nymphalidae. Gene Ontology annotation, molecular function: oxidoreductase activity, acting on paired donors, with incorporation or reduction of molecular oxygen; monooxygenase activity; iron ion binding.
AGGUAGAUUUGAUUGCUGCAUACCUACUGCAUAGUUGCUGUGUAGUGUGUAGUUGUCAUAUGAGUUGUCAUAGAUAAGUAUAAUAUGGUCUACAGUAGCUGUGUACUUUGGUUGUGUACUCUUUGAUUGUAGUAUCGGUCCUUGAUCUAAAAGUUAAACAUCGUUUUUAAUUUUAAAAGUUGAGAAAACAAGAUGGAAUUUAAUACUGGGACGAAAGAGUUAUGGUAUUUCAUUAUUGAAAAUUGGAAGUUAUUACUUCUUUUAAAUUUAAUAUUCUAUCUUUAUUUUUAUUACACUCAAACGUUUGAUUAUUUCGAAAAGCGAAAUAUUAAAUUUAUGAAACCAGUUAUUUUCUUUGGAAAUGCGUUAACCAGAAUUAUGGGUAAAAAGCCCUUUAUAUCUUAUCAAUUGGAUGUGUACAAUUAUUUUAAAGGACACCGUUAUGGUGGUUUUUUUGAAGGGCGUAGACCAGUUUUGUACGUCUUAGAUCCUGAUUUAAUAAAAUCUAUCACAAUUAGUGACUCUGAUCAUUUUAUUGACCGAAGUACUAUAAAGACGAGAGAACCAAGAUAUUUAAGCAGAUCACUUUUGGCUUUAAAAAGUUCAGAAUGGAAGGCAGUGAGAAGCUUAAUAACACCCACGUUCAGCUCAGCUCGCCUAAAAAAUAUGUUUCCAUUAGUUCGACAUUGUUCUGAUCAAUUGGUUGAACUUUUGAUGCGUUUUGAUAAUACUGAAAUUGAACUGAAAGAGAUGACUGGUCAUUUUACUUUAGAAGUUACAGGUGUAUGUGCAUUUGGGAUAAGUACUGAUGCACUCAAAGAUGAGAAUGCAGAAUUUUAUAAAAUAGCAGAGAAAUUUAAUUAUAUGUCUGUUCCUAAGAGGAUGUUUUUCUUUUUUAUUUUGAUGUUUAUGCCUUCAAUGUUCAGAUUUAUUAAUAUAUCAUUUAUGAACCAUGAAUCAACUAAAAAGUUGGUGAAAAUAUUACAAAAAACUAAAGCUGAAAGAAUGACCGCUCAAUCUAAGAGAAGUGACUUUUUGCAACUUUUAGUUGAUGUUGCAAUUACUGAGAAAGAGGAACUUGCAAAAACCGGCGAAAAUUCUAAAAGAUAUUUAGAUGAUGACACAUUAGAUGCACAAGCGUUACUAUUUCUUUUAGCCGGCUUUGAGACUACGAGUACAUUGCUAUCAUUCUUUUUCCACACAAUGGCAGUCAAUCCUGAAUUACAAGAGAAAUUAAGAGCUCAUAUUGAAGACAUUACUAAAGGGCAAGAAUUAUCCUACGAUCAUCUCUCACAGCUUGACUUUCUUGAGGCAACAGUAUCAGAGACUUUGAGAAUGUAUCCACCAUUGGGUAGAAUUGACAGAGCAUGUACAAAGCCAUAUACAAUUCCUGGCACUUCAAUACAACUUAAAGUUGGCGAUGUUGUUGCAAUACCCGCUUAUGGUAUUCACAUGGACCCAGAUAUUUAUCCCGAACCAGAGAAAUUUAAGCCUGAAAGAUUUUUGAAGGAAGAGAAGAAAGAGCGACCUUCACAUCUAUUUUUGGCAUUUGGAGCUGGACCAAGAAACUGCAUUGGUAGUCGCUUUGCAAUGAUCGUCGCUAAAACGGCUAUUGUCACUCUGAUGAGGAAUUUCAAAUUCUCUGCUGGGCCAAAGACAGAGAAUCCGGUUAAAUUUCAUAAGACUGCUCUUUUACUGAAACCUGAGUCAGGAAUAUGGGUGCACGUUGAAAAGAUAUAAUUUGAAAUAUCUAUGCAGUAUCUUUUUUAUCGAUAAUAGUACAAAAUAAUAAUAUUUAUACAUAUAGCUUAACGAAAUUAAUUUAUUUUAAAUGCAAAAAAAUAUCUCAAAUACCCUCAAAUAUUUGCAAAGUUUCAUGUGAUAUAGAAUUAUAAAUUACCUAUAUAAAUAUUAUUGCCAUAAAUAAAAUUUUACAUAAUAAAGUUUUAACAACCAAUAAAACUUACCUAUUAUUUUUCCUGAGAUAUCCAGAAUCCAUGUUGA